Messenger RNA from Blastomyces gilchristii SLH14081, 5450 nucleotides. RefSeq lists its product as uncharacterized. The record is from RefSeq and is a predicted model, not a curated record. Bases 1568 to 3004 code for a protein of 478 amino acids. NCBI's taxonomy places the organism in Eukaryota, Fungi, Ascomycota, Eurotiomycetes, Onygenales, Ajellomycetaceae. The transcript is spliced from 2 exons.
CAAAAAUUCGUUUAUGCACACCGUUCUCCGAUGAUACCAUUUGAAUGGAUACAAGAUCCUGAAAACUGCCAAUAGUGUGGCCAACGAUUAUGGCUUGACUAUCGCCCAAGCCAGGCUGUUGUUCUUUUUAGAGCCUGAGGAAAGUCUGUACUUUGGAGUUGGAAGUAUAGUUACUAUACUCGUAUACCGAUCUUAGAUUUCCUUGCCCCAACGCCUCCAUCCGAAAUAAUAAAACGAUCUAGGGCAAUCAUACACUUCCACUUUGCCUUGGAAGUAGGAAUACUGAAGGCAUCGGUCAAAGUGUUCUAGCUGAAGGGUGGUUGGGGGGUUACGGCUCUACCCCCCUCGGCAAUCUCAACGGAAAUGGAAAGCGGGUUUCUUGGAGCCUUUCUGCUCCGUAGAAAUCGGGGAGAAAAAAGGUCGGAUAGUUUGGCAAGUUUUGUUUCGACGAGCAAUUGGCGUCAUCAGGUUGCCUUGGAGUCUGUGAGUGGACUAUGACGCAACUUGUGGCUUUUGGCAUGAGUGAAACCAGGCCAAUUAUGGCGAUCGCUGUCACAUCUGAACAUCACCAUACGCAGUUAUGCAUAGUUAAACCUUAGGGCGAAAUCGAGGCAGCCCUAAGCUAAACUGGAACGGUGCUGAUAACAGCGAAGAGGCUGGGGGGUUGGUUCACUUAUUAUUAGGGUUUGAAAUCUGCGUUCGUUGAGCCACAGAAGUAAAUAUUAUUCCAAGAACAGUUAAGCGCGAUAUAUUACAGUUCUAUUUUUAAUCCACAACGACUAGUAACCUUCUCAGCCGCCUUUACGCCGGAAUGUAUUGCGCAUUACGCGGUAUUUACCCAGAUCUCGGCCGCUUUAGUCAUCCAAUAACUAAAUUGUGAGACUUUUUAUAUCAAAACCCUCCACUUCUAUACGAAUGGCCCUGCUGUUUGCUGGCCCAGUUGAGGCAACUCUCCCGCCAAGCGGACCUCGGCCAUGGGAACAAUCCAUGAUUUUUUAUUAUUUUUUAUCCCACGAACCAUGGUGGGCUGGGCAACGACGAUUGCUCCAGUUGCAACGCCCGUCUUGUCUCUUGUGGCUGCAUCAGCUGGUGGCACGCCUUCGUCAUUGAGGCGUUGCAGUAAACUUUUCUCCUCUGGCCUGGGAAGAUCUCCCUCAACAACCAAGUCUCGUUUCUCUUCGUGGGGCUCUUGAAUACCCUUGGGUAUUAUUCAUCGAGGGGGGGAGAUGCAAGUCCUGUUCUCCGUCAAGUUACUGGGACACUAGAGACUUUAGACCCAUGGAGUCUCAAUAUCUUGGGCAACAAUGAUAAACCCGCUGAAAAGGGUAUAAAUAUUCAUAAAGGGAGCGAUGUUCCCUUUCUUUCAGUCAACGUCCUAUUUGCCUACACUCGUUUGAAGAUUAUAUCUUCUUAUAGAAGUUUUUACACUUUGUUCUCUUGGACAAAUCCGCUCGCUUUCAGUGAUUAGCUAGUCUUAACUGUCGCUAUCUUGGCUUCGGACGCUCUCAAAAAAGCCAGCUUAUAGCCCACACCAUAAAUCUCUUGACGGAGUGCUCUGAUUCUCGUCAUGAGGGUGUCUGCAACGCUUUUCGUGGCGGCCGUCGCCGAAUUUGCGUUCGCGCUGCCAGGAAAGUAUCCUCCUUAUGGGGAUCCCGUGUCGUCGGAGACUCAUUCAAGCUAUCCGGUUCCUCCUGUGACGGACUCGUAUCCUGCUUACUCGGAGCAUACCUCGGUUGACUCUUAUUACCCGACUCUUCCUCCCAGUGAUACGAGCUCGUACCCGACUCCACCUCCAGUUACAUACUCAUCAUUCUCAUCAUAUCCAGUUGCGCCUCCAUCUUCCUCGAAACCACCUUCUGUGACGGACUCGUCUUACCCAGUCCAUCCGCACAGUACCACGAAGUCUUAUCCAGUUCCACCUUCCAGUGGGACGGGUUCCUAUCCAGUUCCUCCAAAAGUUACGAGUUCAUAUCCAGUUCCCUCUUCUUCACACCCAGUCACCACCCCUCCUAUUAUUACGGACUCCUUCUCCGUCAGUCCCUCUAGUAGUGCUACAGGUUCAUAUCCAGUUCCUCCAAACAUUACGGAUUCAUAUCCAGUUCCCCCUUCUUCACACCCAGUCACCACCCAUCCUACUAUUACGAAGUCUUACUCCGUCCAUCCUACCAAAACCACGUAUAGAGUUACAACUUAUACUGUAACGGAUACGAUAACCAGAACAAAGUGGUUCCCCCACUCGACACCUACCACUUCCUCGGGUGGCCAUACUUACUAUACUACCUGGGAAACUGCUUCUACCUGGACGACAACUACGUGGUAUACUACUACUAAGACGCUCACCCUACCUACUUACACUCCUCCGCCUCAUACUUACACUCCUCCGCCUCCUACUUACACUCCUCCGCCUCCUACUUACACUCGCACAUCCGAGUGUCCUCCUUAUUGCCUAACAAGCUGCCCGACAGUUUACACGGUUACCACCACCGUCACUAAGUGCGGUGGCGAUGCUUGCGGAGGAUGUGACGUCGAACCGUCGUAUACAGUAACAUCAUCACCCUAUCCUACUGGGACGAGCAGUGAUGUCAAGUCCUCAUAUCCAGUGACAUCGUCAACAUAUCCUACUGGCACGAGCAGUGAUGUCAAGUCCUCAUAUCCAGUGACAUCGUCACCCUAUCCUACUGGCACGAGCAGUGAUGUCAUGUCCUCAUAUCCAGUGACAUCGUCACCCUAUCCUACUGGCACGAGCAGUGAUGUCAAGUCCUCAUAUCCAGUGACAUCGUCACCCUAUCCUACUGGCACGAGCAGUGAUGUCAUGUCCUCAUAUCCAGUGACAUCGUCACCCUAUCCUACUGGCACGAGCAGUGAUGUCAUGUCCUCUUAUCCAGUGACAUCGCCACCAUAUCCUACUCCUAGCUCUCACAUUGAGCCUCCAUAUUCAGAGGCAUAUCCUACCCAUUCUGGGUAUCUCAGAGAACGGAGGUUCGCUCUUCCGGUCUUCUUCUAAAUGAAAUAUAAACGACAACUUGUGGCACGCGCGGAGGGGAGAUAAGCCCAUCGUCCAUGCUUUAAAUAUUUUUACUCCACGCCCAGUUAUGUUAAUUUGAUAUUACCGUACAUUUUAUCCCUCAUGAUUGAUUAUACCUCGUAUCUCCUAAUUUUCAACUUAUAUCCAUUUACCUUCCUAUUUUACCUUUAACCAAACCCCUUUCUUUUCAUCAUCAUGCGUUUCUCAAAUUAUGAGUAUACGUCUAGCAUCAGCGGCAUUUCGACUACUGUCCUUCCUUUAAUGACGCCCCCAUGGCUUCUAAUGAUUUGUGACUUCAUUUUUACAGUUUUUUUUCUUGACUUUGAUGAGGGGCUCUCUUCCAUGGUCGGACCGUCGAUGUACAUGAUUUCUUUGAAACGCACCAACACUCCUUACGCAUAUCAGAAUAUCAAAAAAUUGGCGUUAAUUUCUUUUCUUUUUUCUUAUGACAGGAUGAACUUGAUAUUCAUUAACCUACUUGUUUUAUCAAGGGAUAGUAUCAGAUUAGGAUCUUACUUUCUUAUAAGCAAAAUAAAUAUGCUUAAAUUAAAAGGAAGGCUAGCCUCAAGAACCUCUUAAAACCACACGCGAUGUAACAAUGAGGAAUUAUCAUAUAGUUAUCGAAGGAGAGUACAGGCGCAGUUUCACUAGUACAUUACAUCUAAGCACUCUCCUCCCUUGCCUCCGCUCCCCUUCGGACGGACGGGCAACAAGCCAGUCCGAAUUACUUCAACACAACCCCCCCCCCCCUCCUCUGUCUCCGCGUACAAACCGUCUCCCUCAAAAACCUUACCAAGGCCUCCGUAUCCUCAGCCUCCGCAUCAGACUCAUUCCGUAUCUCAAGCGAAAACUCCAUCAGUCCCCUCAGGCGCCGGAUGGGACGAUGCCACUCAGCGUCCAGCGACCGAACCGGGCCAGCAGGCAGCGACACCAGAACAAGCAUGAGGAACCCUUAGUCCAUACAUUUUCGUCGCCAAUAUAUCGCAGAACUCAUCAUAGACGUUCCUCUCCUCGUCCUUGUUGUAGCUACUAUCCGCCGCCACCGACGAGGCCCACAGCAUCGGUCCCACCACUGUCUUUGGUUGGCUCCCCCUGCUACUGAUGGUGGAAGCGGGCGGUCCGGAGCAACUCUACGCCAGCUAGAGGUGGACGGGUGGGUGGCGCCCGGAGGAAUCUGACAUGUGAACAGGUUCUCCGGCCCGAUGAGCUUGGCGAAUGGAUUCCAUGUCUCCUGGAAGACAGGCGUGGAGUAGAAGAGAGGGGCGGCCUCAUUGUGGAUUUGGUGGCAUGUUAGGAGGAAGGCUGGAGACCUGCGACCUGCAACCUGUCGACUGAGCAUUGAAAGUAAAAAUGAUCAUAUUCGUUGCGCCUAGUUCGGCUUCGUAGAGGGUAUGCGGAUAUGACUGAUACGGCCCUUGUUGUGCAAGAGGUGGAUUGUAUCGCGGCCGAAGAUGAGUUUGUAGAUUAGAACGCGGAUUUCAGGGGGUAUCCGGGUGAGGAAAUAAGAUUCCUGUAUAGUCUUGGGUGGUGGUGUAGGCAACGGGAGGAGUCCUGGUCACGAAACCGCGGAACGUUUCUAUGAAGUUCAACAUUGAUCUGACACUGGGUACGAAUUGCAAGUCUUUUGGAAGAAGGGCACUUAGUAGGGAAUGAUACCGUAAAAAAUAUAUGUGUGUCCGGGAUUCGAACCUCCUCUGAGAACGUCAAAAAAUUAAACCCAGCAGAGGCCAGCCAAAGUUAUGUAGUCACACAGAAUUAGAAGUAAAUAUUGAGGCCUUGGGGGCGAUACUCAGAUAGGUCCCCAUGAAUCUUCCAAAAGCACUCGAUACAUAGACUCAGACAGGCAGGGUUGAUUUCCGCCUUGCAUCGCCGACUCUCCGGAGGCCUUCAAAUAUAAAAGGCUCCCAGGCUGCUGGAUAAAUAGAGCCUAUCAAGCUCCAGCAUCGCGGGCACGUUGGAAGCUCCCUUCAAGGUGAGCUGUUCGGCAAGCCGCGAUCUGGCCGUUUUGCAACGGCGGGAGAAGGAUGAUUCGUCAGGAUUCAUCAUUGAAUCAAAGCUCCAUCCAAUCCAGUCUUGCGACGUCGUCGCACACCUACAGACAGACAGGCUAGUCUUUGGGCGUUGAUUGGGCUUUUGAGUCCUUCAUAAUAAGUACUGCGUAGUUACCAGUUAUUCGAUCGCUACCUGCUGUUAAAUAUAUCCUAUUCCAGCAACAGGAAGCAACAGGCAAGACGAAUAUGAUUCUUGAGGCGCUUUAUAAAUAGCUGAAACAGGCGCACAAGGAUUGGAACCUGGCCGUCCUCAACGCAUCCCCGUGGGAAUGAAUUGGCGCUGGACACACGGUGGGAUAGUUGAUUGUUUUGAUUAUUAUUGUUUUGAAGGCUAGGAAUUCAAAUAAUGUUUGAAACUCUUUAGAUUUGUUUAU